AUGACUCAGUCAUCUAAGGUAAUAGAACUUGUUCAGAAAUAUGGCCCAAAACGCUGGUCUGUUAUCGCAAAGCACUUAAAAGGCAGAAUAGGAAAACAAUGCCGGGAGCGAUGGCACAAUCAUCUGAAUCCUGAAGUUAAAAAAACUUCCUGGACUGAAGAAGAAGACAGAAUUAUAUAUCAAGCACAUAAAAGACUUGGAAAUAGAUGGGCAGAAAUUGCAAAGCUUCUUCCUGGAAGGACUGAUAACGCUAUCAAGAACCACUGGAAUUCGACAAUGCGUCGUAAAGUAGAGCAAGAGGGCUAUCUGCAGGAGUCUUCGAAAAUUAGUCAGCCAACAGUGACCACAAGUUUUCAAAAAAAUAAUCACAUCAUGGGUUUUGCCCAUACUCCUCCAUCUGCCCAAUUGCCAACUUCCCAACCCCAAGUAAAUGGUGACUAUGCAUAUUUUCACAUUCCUGAUCCACAAGAGAUUUCCAAUCAGAUGCCCUACCCAGUGGCUCUACAUAUGAACAUGGCCAAUAUUCCCCUACCAGGCACUGCAGCUAUUCAGAGGCACUAUAAUGAUGAAGAUCCUGAAAAAGAGAAAAGAAUAAAGGAAUUAGAGUUGCUACUAAUGUCGACUGAAAAUGAACUGAGAGGGCAGCAGGCAUUACCAACUCAAGCAGCAGACUACUCAGGUUGGAAUGGUACUGUCGUCAUUGAUAAUGCAGGAGUUCACAACAGCAGCGUGGCCAUUAGUUGCCUGGGAGAACAUCGGCAGCCAGCACAUCCACCUCACAUGGAACAUGGUUGCUUGCCAGAAGAAAGUGCAUCACCAGCAAGAUGCAUGAUUCAUUCUAAUGGAAUACUCUCACCAAUGAGAAGUGUUCCAAAUUCUGAAUACACAGAAACACUUCAACUCAUAGAUUCGUUUUUAAAUACAUCCACAAAUGAUCACCUAGAAAUGGAAUCACCUGCAUUAACUUCCACGCCAGUGUGCAAUCAAAAGACCAUUGUAACAACUCCACUACAUCGUGACCAAACACCUAAGCCUCAAAAAGAAAAUGAUGCUUUCAGAACUCCAAAUAUCAGACGUUCAAUAUUAGAAGGCUCACCUAGGACACCCACACCUUUUAAAAAUGCACUUGUUGCUCAGGAGAUUAAAUGUGGACCUUUGAAAAUGCUGGCAACAUCUCAUCUUGCAGAUGAGACUCAAGAUGUAAUUAAACAAGAGGCUAACGAAACUACAAUUAUAAGCAGUCUUCAUGAAAAUGGACAACCUCUUUUAAAGAAAAUUAAGCAAGAAGUGGAUUCUCCCGAUAAGAAAAUGAGAAAGUUCCUUACUUUGGCACCGUGGGAAAGGGAACACUUAAAUACUCAGCUUUUCUCACAGGGUCCUUUGGAAGAAGUACCUAUGCAAAAUAUCCUGACAAGUUCUGUAUUAAUGAUGCCUGUAUCAGAGAAGACUGAUGAUCUUCUUAACAAAGCAUUUGCAGCGCAAAUGAGCAAGCAAAUGGGCAGUUCUUUGCAGUUUUCCAAUACCUGGGAGGCUGUGGCAUGUGGGAAAACAGAAGACCAACUUAUUGUAACUGAGCAAGCACGCAAAUACAUGAACACCUUUUCUACUAGAACAUUAGUUAUGUAAUUUUUUUCCAACUAAGCAUUAAGAAGUAUUGAAACACAUUGUUGAGUCACAAUCCUCAUUUCUUCUUGUGAGCUUCCCCUCAAUGGAUGUAGAGCAAUGUUUUAUGACAAUAAUUCAAUGGCACAAAUUUCAUUCUUCACUAAGCACAUUUCUGUUGUUUGUCAGACUAGAAGGGUUGUAUUUCACCAGCCAAAAAGAUAAGUAUCACAGUUAUCUACAGUAAAAGAUGCUUGAAGUUACAAAAAUGAUUCCUUCUAUUUAAAAAAAAGAAUAAAUAUUUUCAGUUGUAGGCAGCAGACUGUAACAUAUCAGUAUUCUUUUUGUAUUGGGUGGCGGAAAAGCAAUUAGUUCUUGGAAGUACUUUGACUGAUGUAAUUUAAAUAUGUAAGUUAAUAAAUUAAAUGAAAUGCACUGUUGACAAAAUAGAGGUAUAGCAUUACUACAAACCAAAUUAGAUGAAAAAAAUCAAGCUUUUGAAGAUGUAAAAUUGAUAGGUUUGAAGUAUUGUUUUUGUUUGAUUUUUUUGGGCCUUGUUUUGUGCCAUAUAUAUUAUAUAUAAUAUACGUACAUGUAUAAUAUAUAUGUGCAUGUGUGUUUUUGUGUGUAGCUUGAAUAAUACUGAUACUGUAUGUAAAAACAAAGUUUUAUGUAUGAAACAUGUAUAUUUUAUCCAGUAAGUUAAUUUUGUAAAUGCCAAAUGGAUAAUGUGUUGUGCUGCUAAAGACUUUAGCAUGUAGACAUGCUGCAUGAAAUGGGCAGUAGAGUUAUCAGAGAAAAUGGUGUUAGUUGAUCAACAAUGCACUGGUAGCUAGUAUUUUUUUAAACCUAGCAUUUACAAAUACAAACUUUUGGGAAGUGAAAUGUUUUGUCUUAUUGUGACAAAAUGAAUAUGAUGCACCUUUUGUAUUUUGGGAGAACACUGAUACAUUCACUAAUUUUUUUAUUUCUUUUGUCCCAAUCAUUUCAUAUUUAACUCAAGACACUCUGGCCCAAAUGUUUUUCAAUGCAUUGAACAACUUCUGCAAGAAGUCUUGGCUUUGUUCUAUUGUCAUGUCCAACUCUUCUGGUAUACAUACACCGAACAUUUGGUUUUAAAACUAAAAUAGGUGAUUUUCAAAAUGUACUACCUUUAAUAUCAGCUUGGUGCAAAUUACCUGCACCAGUAUUUCGACUACCAUUGUAUAGCCA
This is a messenger RNA of Rhincodon typus (whale shark), 2814 nucleotides long. It is a transcript of the gene myb, whose product is annotated as v-myb avian myeloblastosis viral oncogene homolog. The transcript has 12 exons. Bases 1 to 1626 code for a protein of 541 amino acids. Gene Ontology annotation, molecular function: RNA polymerase II cis-regulatory region sequence-specific DNA binding; DNA-binding transcription factor activity, RNA polymerase II-specific. Lineage: Eukaryota; Metazoa; Chordata; Chondrichthyes; Orectolobiformes; Rhincodontidae. The record is from RefSeq and is a predicted model, not a curated record. Gene Ontology annotation, cellular component: nucleus. Gene Ontology annotation, biological process: mitotic cell cycle; positive regulation of transcription by RNA polymerase II.